AUGCGAUUCCAUAAAAAUUUAUUUAGAUUUUCUGCUAUGCUUUUAUUAAGUGAUACCUUUGUCAACGCAGAAUCCGAUGUCUCUACACUAACGGCUACAAGCAAGAUAACGCUUCGAAGAAGAGAGCUACCGAAGUUGGUAACUACUACCAAAACUUCAACAUCUAGUUCUUCUAGUAGCACACAUAAAGCAACAUCGACUAAUGUGUCUUCAACUUCUAAUUCCAAGUCUACAGUAACAACAAAAACCAGUUCAGUUACUUCCCAAAAAAGUAUGCCAAAGAUAGUCAGCAGUAGUAGCAGUAGCAUAGAUACAUCACAAACUGCAUCUGUUACUACUGCUCCAAAAAUCAGUUCCACUCCAGUAACGAUUCCCGCCACGGAUGGUAACUAUAACAUAUAUCGCAGCAAUCAGUUGGAUGGAACAGUUUUCAUCGCCUUUGGUAGUUGUCUAGCUUUCAUUUUGGUAUUACUUCUUUCAUUAUGGGCAUUCCUAGCCUUUAAUGCUUGGAAUGGUGCACGUAAAGAAUACCAGCGUAAAGCAAUUGAAGAGAAAUAUCAAUAUGAUCCGUUCUAUUUCAAUAAUAGCAAUAAUAGUAAUAAGAGUUCUUCUUUAUCAGCAUCCUCUUCCUCCAAUAAUAGUAAUUAUUCAGAUAAUGAAAGUGAUAUUUCAGAAAAGUUUUUGAAACCGAAAAAUUCUAGAAUGACAUUAUACAGCAUGAACUCUGCAUCUGCAUUAAACCUCUUAAAUGGGAAAUCUUCCAAUACAGAAUUCAAUAGCAGUGAAAAAACAAAUAAUGACUUAAAUAGUACGUUUAGAAACUCCAUGUUUAUCUCACCUACUGAAAUAUUACAACAGGAGACUCAAUUUAAUAACAACAGUAUCAAUGGAAGCAGCAUAUUCGAUUCAACCAACAGUACGCCGAAGAUUCAAACUUUCCCAACUCAGAUAAUUGCGAAUAAUAAUGGCUCUAAUUUUGCAUCUUUAAAUACUACAGAUUUUGAAGGUCUUGGCUUGAAACUAAAUCCUGGCUCCGAAGGAACUCCAGACUCUAACGACAAAAAGAAGAACUUCAGACCACCCAGCGUUCAUCUUGACCAAUUAUUAGAUAGCGAGGAUUAG
Messenger RNA from Naumovozyma dairenensis CBS 421, 1122 nucleotides. It is a transcript of the gene CSI2, whose product is annotated as Csi2p. Gene Ontology annotation, cellular component: fungal-type vacuole; cellular bud neck. The coding region runs from base 1 to 1122 and encodes 373 amino acids. The transcript has a single exon. The record is from RefSeq and is a predicted model, not a curated record. Lineage: Eukaryota; Fungi; Ascomycota; Saccharomycetes; Saccharomycetales; Saccharomycetaceae.